AUGAGCAAUCCCACCAACACCCCUCGCCAACCACUUCCCCCAACUCAAACCCCCAGCCUAAUAACAUCCUCCCCCCAUGCCCUCCAAAAGUUCGAACUCACCGCCCCCAUCCUGCGCCUCGACUUUCCCACGCCCGCCGCCCAAGCAACCUUCCACCGCGCCUUCCUUCAAGUCCGCAACGAAAAGGACAAAGCAGCCUUCAUGCAACGUUUCUUCGACAACUACGACGGCCAGGUAUCUAUUCCACGCAGGGUCAUCAUGGAUACGAGUCAAGAUGAGGAGGUGGCGAGAAGGCUGCAGGGGAGUUUGCCGGUUGAGGUUGAUGCAGGGAGGGAUGAGGAGAUGGCGAGACGGUUGCAGGGGCAGAUGGAGCAGAUGGAGAGGGGUGGUUUUGGAGGUGCGGGUCGAGGUUCUCUUAAUGGAGGACAUGGUAGGAUGAAUGGACGAAAUGACAGCACAAACGGUAGAGGAUAUGAUGUGGGAAGUAGAGGCGUGGCCGUGGACGACGAAGAUGAAGCGUACCACGCAGGGAGACGAAUCGAGCGUCAGAGGGAGAUGCUGGAAUGGACGACCGCGGCUGACGAAGCUUACAUUGACACUAUGGAAAGACUCAGACACCAGUUUAGUCGGGCGGGCCUCCAAGAUCUUGGUGCGUAUCCUGGACAACCUGGAUAUGGCAACGCGCCUUCUCAACGACAUCCUCGACUACCGCCUCGUCGCUCUGAGAACCAGGUAAAUGAAUUCGACGGCUAUCAUGGCAAUUUAGGGCAUGGCUCUUCAGGAUAUGGUCAAGGUAACGGAGGGUAUAGCUAUGGGUAUAACCCACGCCGGGAUCACUGGGGUCAUCGAGGUGGAGGCUAUUAG
Alternaria rosae is the source of this 864-nucleotide messenger RNA. RefSeq lists its product as uncharacterized. The record is from RefSeq and is a predicted model, not a curated record. The transcript has a single exon. Bases 1 to 864 code for a protein of 287 amino acids. Lineage: Eukaryota; Fungi; Ascomycota; Dothideomycetes; Pleosporales; Pleosporaceae.